Aplosporella prunicola CBS 121167 is the source of this 1200-nucleotide messenger RNA. RefSeq lists its product as uncharacterized. The transcript is spliced from 3 exons. NCBI's taxonomy places the organism in Eukaryota, Fungi, Ascomycota, Dothideomycetes, Botryosphaeriales, Aplosporellaceae. Gene Ontology annotation, cellular component: 90S preribosome; nucleolus. The coding region runs from base 20 to 1072 and encodes 350 amino acids. The record is from RefSeq and is a predicted model, not a curated record. Gene Ontology annotation, biological process: maturation of SSU-rRNA from tricistronic rRNA transcript (SSU-rRNA, 5.8S rRNA, LSU-rRNA).
GAUCAACACACAACUCAACAUGGUUUUGUCGCGCACGCUCGGUCGCUCCUUGCGCGCUCGUGAGGACGAUGACGACUCGGAGCCUUAUUCCGACGAGCUAGAAGGCAGCUCGCCAUCUGUUCUCGCUACUGGUGAGGGCGGAGACAUUGGAACUCCGGAUCCAGAAUCUGCUUCUGAAGAUGACGAGAUGGAAGUUUUUCAGGGCGAAGAAGAGGAAGACAACGGCGAUGAAGUGAAGGAGCAACUCAGCAAAGUAUCUUUCGGUGCGCUAGCCAAAGCGCAAGAUGCUCUCUCGAAACAAAACACCGCAACCAAAAAGCGCAAACGAGGUUCAGACAAUACUGCGGAUCAAGAAGACAAGUUACAGGCAUUGCGCGAGCGAUUGCGUGAGCUUAAGAAGACCAAGCAGAGCGGAGACGGUGCUGCUAGGAAAUCUUCGGCAAAGAAGUCGAAGGCUGCGGCUAAGGAAGAGUCGGCUGGGGAAGAAACUUCUGCGAGCGAACCAGAGUCUGAUUCUGAAGAUGAGGCAUCAGCCAAACCGAAGUCACGGUCGUCCAAGCAUGCGCCGGCCGUUCAGUCCAGCAAGAAGCCAGUCGGUCGUAAGAGGCAAAUUCUCGAGACAUCCAAACGGCAGGCACGGGAUCCGCGUUUCGAUGCUUUAUCAGGGCCCGUCAACGAACAAAAGCUGAAGAGCAACUAUGCUUUCCUGAAUGACUAUCGCGAGUCCGAGAUGGCAGAACUCAAGGCCACGAUCAAGAAGUCAAAGAACGAGGCAGACAAGGAGAUACUGAAGAAAAAGCUCUUGAGUAUGGAAAGCCAAAAGAAGGCCAGGGAAACGAAGGAGCGGCAAGAGAAGGUUCAAAGAGAGCACAAGAUGAAGGAGAAGGAAGCAGUGAAGGAGGGCAAGACUCCGUUCUACCUCAAGAAAUCCGACGCGAAGAAGCUUGCACUUGUCGAUAAAUUCGACAGCAUGAAGGGUAAGCAAAGGGACAAGUUGAUGGAAAGGAGGCGCAAGAAGGUUGCUUCCAAGGAACGGAAGAACAUGCCCGCAGCCAGAAGGAUGGCUGGCUAAUAGCGCGGCUUGUCAACCGUGGCUUUUCAGCUACGCGGCCAUGUUGCUUUGAGGCUGUUGUGAGAAAUAAUGGCAUUAUCAGCACGCAGGAGUAUAGGCCCCUGCUAUGCUCCCGUCCCGUCACACGG